UUUGACAACAUGGCGCACUUUCUUUGAGAAAACUUCCUCCGAACGUUUCAUAGCUUAGUCUUUGUGAGUUUUUGUCGCCUGUUAUUGACACUCCCGGUGUUGGUUUGAGGUGUUUUUUUGUUUUGUUUUGUUUUUUUGAAGGCUGAAGACUGUGAUGGGAUGAAAGCGAAAAUCCACAGUCAGACGGGAUGGAGAAGCAAACCACUCUGAAAGAGAAGUUGUCAUUCUUUGGCUCUCGGACCAUGGGAAGACCUAAUCGGAAUGUUCCUGGAGAAGAAGGGGCGAGGAAUGGUCUCAGCAAAGCAGAGUUCAUGGAGAAGGUGCAGCAAAGCAACGAAGCAUGUCAGCGCGGUGACUUUCAGGCAGCAGUUCAGUUGUACAGUGAUGCGUUGGAAGCGGACCCACAGAACUGCAUCCUGUACAGUAAUCGUUCUGCAGCUCUCCUCAAACUGGGACAGCACCAGGCAGCUCUAGAUGAUGCUGAAAAGGCUUGUGAGCUUAAUUCAAAGUGGCCCAAGGUAAGUGUGUCUCAGUGA
This is a messenger RNA of Thalassophryne amazonica, 536 nucleotides long. Its product is annotated as tetratricopeptide repeat protein 28-like. The transcript has 2 exons. The record is from RefSeq and is a predicted model, not a curated record. Bases 189 to 536 code for a protein of 115 amino acids. NCBI's taxonomy places the organism in Eukaryota, Metazoa, Chordata, Actinopteri, Batrachoidiformes, Batrachoididae. Gene Ontology annotation, molecular function: Hsp90 protein binding.